GUUCCGGUAAAAUGGCAGCGGUGAGAGCUUUAAGGAGCUGCAACCGGUCAUUGGGCCGCUGGGUUGGUCUGCGUCAACUGGGGUCCUGCAGUCGAAUUCAGAUACUUAGGUCGUCUUUUCCAAAGAAGACACCAUGUGGGCGCCUACAACAGAUACCGCAAAGGUCUUUAAGAACAGCCUCAGUUCUGAAUGGGAAAAUUGUUCAGUUCAAGCUUUCAGACAUUGGAGAAGGGAUCACAGAAGUUACAGUGAAAGACUGGUAUGUGAAAGAAGGAGAUUCUGUGUCUCAGUUUGACAGUAUCUGUGAGGUACAAAGUGACAAGGCCUCUGUUACAAUCACCAGCCGCUAUGAUGGUGUUAUCAGAAAGCUACAUUACAAUGUGGAUGACACUGCUUACGUUGGGAAACCUCUAGUCGACAUUGAGACAGAUGCUUUAAAAGAUGUGGCCCCUGAGGAAGAUGUGGUGGAAACCCCUGCUGUGUCCCAUGAUGAGCACACCCACCAGGAGAUAAAGGGACAUAAAACUUUGGCAACACCAGCAGUUCGAAGGCUAGCAAUGGAGAACAAUAUAAAACUCAGUGAGGUGGUUGGCAGCGGGAAGGAUGGUCGUAUCCUUAAGGAGGACAUUCUUGGUUUUCUAGCCAAGCAGACUGGGGCUAUUUUGCCACCUUCACCUCAGAUGGAGAUCACUCCUCCACCCCCAAAGUUAGAGACCUCCAGACAACAACAAAAGGCCAAAGCUGCAAGCAUUCCUGCUCCUUUAAUCAAACCAGUUGUAUUUGCUGGAAAGGAUGUCACAGAGCCUGUAAAAGGUUUCCACAAAGCCAUGGUGAAAACUAUGUCAGCAGCAUUAAAGAUUCCUCACUUUGGAUACUGUGAUGAAGUGGACAUGACAAAUCUUUCCCAGCUUAGAGAGGAGCUGAAACCCUUGGCUGAAUCUCGUGGAGUCCGUCUGUCCUUCAUGCCCUUCUUUUUAAAGGCAGCCAGUCUUGGACUGGUGCAGUUCCCGAUCCUGAACUCAUCGGUGGAUGAAAAUUGCCAAAACAUUACAUACAAGGCUGCUCAUAACAUCGGAAUUGCUAUGGACACCCAACAAGGCCUGGUUGUCCCUAAUGUGAAGAAUAUCCAGGUCCGGAGCAUUUUUGAGAUUGCUGCAGAGCUUAACCGGUUGCAGUCUUUAGGGUCCACUGGACAACUGGGGGCAACAGACUUGACUGGAGGGACGUUUACCCUUUCCAAUAUUGGAUCGAUUGGUGGCACGUAUGCAAAGCCUGUAAUAUUACCUCCUGAAGUAGCAAUAGGAGCCAUUGGAAAAGUGCAGGUUCUUCCAAGGUUUGAUUCUAAAGGACAGUUAGUGAAGGCUCAAAUCAUUAACAUCAGCUGGUCGGCAGAUCAUAGGAUUAUUGAUGGAGCAACCAUGUCCCGUUUUUCUAACCUAUGGAAAUCCUACUUGGAAAAUCCAUCCCUGAUGCUGCUAGAACUUAAGUGACAAAAAGGUGAAUGUGAUUCCUGUGCUGCCCUCACCCACCACAAAAAAAGGGACAUCCUCAUCUCUUCCCUUUUGAAGAACUUCUGCCAGCUUCCUUAACCUUAGGGGGGAACCUAAUGGAAACCGCGCUCAACCUUCUGCAUAGCUGGAAGGAUUUAAAGAAAGUGUUAGUAGGUGACAGACAAUAUGUGUUGGUUUCCAGAAUAAAUUAUCUGUUUUAUUAUACCGUUCAGUUGCCCCAUUGGAAUAAUAAAAGCUGUAUCAUGGUCAAAUUUUAUCUAUGUGUAUAAAAGGCACUAUUGAUGAGAUAUGAAAGUGAUAAAUAUAUACAAUAAUAACAAAUCAAAGUUGCUGUGAGUUCUAAGGUACCUGCCCCAUAUUAUAUGGUGCCGCUGUAGUAUUUUAACGCGGAAGAACACAUUGUGUGGGUGUGUCGUGAAUCAUUUUCUUCCAGAAGUGCAAAUCAUGAUUGUGUUUGGUUAAAUGGUAACUGCUUUGUCAAGUCUUGUGAAACUUUGACAGGGGGACCCUCAACCAGUUUUGCACUGACAGUGCCUAGUAGUGCUUGAAAUAAGCGAAGCAGAACAUAUUUGUGAUUGGUGAAGUAGAAGCACUGCUAUACUGAAGAUAUAGGUCAUUAUGUAAGGUUCUCUUAUCGGGGUUUCUGACCAACUGUUACACUACUAUGGAUCAAUUAAUAACGACAUGAUUGUACUGAUGUAUGUUUUAGAACAUAGAAGAAAUGAACAAUUUUAAAUUGCUGUCCUGGAAGCCAAAAGCAGACCCACUCUGUAAGUGCGAUGCUGGACAGGGCUGAUACUGUCCCUGAAUAAAACU
This is a messenger RNA of Xenopus laevis (African clawed frog), 2327 nucleotides long. It is a transcript of the gene dbt.L, whose product is annotated as dihydrolipoamide branched chain transacylase E2 L homeolog. The record is from RefSeq and is marked provisional. Gene Ontology annotation, biological process: branched-chain amino acid catabolic process. Gene Ontology annotation, molecular function: acyltransferase activity; lipoic acid binding; dihydrolipoamide branched chain acyltransferase activity. Lineage: Eukaryota; Metazoa; Chordata; Amphibia; Anura; Pipidae. Gene Ontology annotation, cellular component: mitochondrial matrix; cytoplasm; mitochondrion.